Messenger RNA from Lathyrus oleraceus (garden pea), 1352 nucleotides. RefSeq lists its product as uncharacterized. The record is from RefSeq and is a predicted model, not a curated record. Lineage: Eukaryota; Viridiplantae; Streptophyta; Magnoliopsida; Fabales; Fabaceae. Bases 87 to 1352 code for a protein of 421 amino acids. Gene Ontology annotation, biological process: meristem maintenance; meristem development. The transcript is spliced from 3 exons.
UCUCACUACUUCAUCUACAUUACUUCUUUUACAAUUUCAUCUUCAACAAAAUCUUCCAUUUUCAUCUACACCAACUCCCCAACAAUAUGUCUUUACUCACAAUGGGCGAAGCACACAGAGGAACAGUUGCAAACAUCGCGACAUACGAUGUCUCAAGGUUUCGAACUCGAGUCCACGAAUUUGUCCCAAUGGACCCGAUGAUUCAACCUUAUGUUGAACUCGCCGGUUUUGGUCACCUUAGCAAAAUUAUGUCUUGGUCUAUAGAUAACAAGUUCAUUCUAGCCUUAUGCGAAAGAUGGAGGCCAGAGACACACACAUUUUGGUUUCCAACCGGUGAGUGUACCGUGACGUUAGAAGACGUCUACAUGCUUUUAGGACUACGAAUUGAAGGCAAAGCUGUUAAUGGUAAGACCAACUAUGCAAAUUCAAUUUGCAUGGAGCUUUUAAACACUGAUUUGUUAGAUGAUAAUGCUAGGGGACAAGGUAUACUACUUUCACGCCUAAAGUCAUAUUAUAAUAGUUUUUAUUUAGAUGAGCAUUCUACCGAAGAUGCUCGAAUCAUCAAAACUAGGUGUUACAUUAUGUUGUUACUAGGAUCCUUUUUAUUUCCCGAAGGUAGUGGUUCUAGCAUGCAUAUUAUGUACUUACCUUUACUUAGACAUAUAGAUAGAAUAGGUAGUUAUAGUUGGGGAUCCACAUGUCUAGCCUAUCUCUAUAGUUCGUUGUGCAAAAACUCCCACAAAGAUACUUCUACAUUUUCUGGAUGUGCUGUUUUGCUACAAGCAUGGGGAUGGAUUAUGGCUAGAAAUGGUAUGGGUGCCACAUUGCAAAGGCCACUGUACGCCUCCCCGUUAGCUGAAUUUAUUCUCCAAGCCGAGACACCCAGGGGAAUGAAAGUGCCUAAGUACAGUAAAUUUGGGGGAGAAUCUGGUGAAUCGACAAUAGAGCAUGUUGCCAGAUAUUUAACAGAGUCAGGGGAUCUAGCUCAUAACGAAUGUUUGAGAGUAAAAAACUUUCCCUCCUCUCUGACUAAGGUUGCCUUCACAUGGUUUACUUCUUUGGCCCCAAGUUCAAUCGAUUCGUGGGCCAAAUUAGAAAAGAAGUUCCAUGAACAGUUUUAUGAAGGACAUUCCAAAAUUAGUUUGGCAGAAUUGUCUAGUAUCAAGAGAAGGUUCGCUGAGAGCAUCGACGAUUAUCUGAAUCGAUUUAGGUCAUUAAAGGCCAGGUGCUUUACGCAAGUGCCAGAACAUGAACUUGUUCAGAUGGCCGCAGGGGGGUUAGAUUAUUCUAUUAGGAAGAAAAUAGACCCAACUUUUGUGAAAAGUAUGUCACAAUUGGCUGAUAGAGUUUGA